Suricata suricatta (meerkat) is the source of this 2757-nucleotide messenger RNA. It is a transcript of the gene ASCC2, whose product is annotated as activating signal cointegrator 1 complex subunit 2. NCBI's taxonomy places the organism in Eukaryota, Metazoa, Chordata, Mammalia, Carnivora, Herpestidae. Bases 105 to 2357 code for a protein of 750 amino acids. Gene Ontology annotation, biological process: regulation of DNA-templated transcription. Gene Ontology annotation, molecular function: ubiquitin binding. The transcript has 20 exons. The record is from RefSeq and is a predicted model, not a curated record.
CUCACUGGGAGCUGUCACCGUGGACUGCGGCGGCGGCGGCGGCGGCGGCGGCGAGGGCGGCACAGCGCCGGUAGUGGAGCCGCCGAGGAGGGUCACGCAGCACAAUGCCAUCUCUGCCCUUGGACCAACUCCAGAUCACCCACACGGACCUGAAGACAGGAAAACUGAGGACUUCUCCAGCGCUGCACCCCGAGCAGAAGGCAGACCGGUAUUUUGUGUUAUACAAACCGCCCCCUAAAGACAACAUUCCCGCCCUAGUGGAGGAGUACCUGGAACGCGCCACCUUCGUAGCCAAUGACCUCGACUGGCUCCUGGCCUUGCCUCACGAUAAAUUCUGGUGCCAGGUUGUCUUCGAUGAAACUCUGCAGAAGUGCCUGGACUCCUAUCUGCGCUAUGUGCCCCGAAAGUUCGAUGAGUGGGUGGCUCCGGCCCCUGAGGUUGUUGACAUGCAGAAACGGCUCCAUCGAAGUGUCUUCCUCACUUUCCUGCGCAUGUCUACUCAUAAGGAAUCCAAAGAACACUUCAUUUCCCCCUCUGCAUUUGGAGAAAUCCUCUACAAUAACUUCCUGUUUGACAUCCCAAAGAUCCUGGACCUCUGCGUGCUCUUUGGAAAAGGCAACUCGCCUUUGCUCCAGAAGAUGAUAGGAAACAUCUUUACCCAGCAGCCAAGUUACUAUAGUGACCUGGAUGAAACCAUGCCCACCAUCCUUCAGGUUUUUAGCAAUAUCCUCCAGCACUGUGGUUUGCAAGGGGACGGGGCCAGCGCCACACCCCAGAAGCUCGAGGAGAGGGGACGGUUGACGCCCAGUGACAUGCCUCUCCUGGAAUUAAAAGACAUUGUUCUCUACCUUUGUGAUACCUGCACUACGCUCUGGGCCUUUCUGGAUAUCUUCCCUUUGGCUUGCCAAACCUUCCAGAAACAUGACUUCUGUUACAGACUAGCUUCCUUUUAUGAAAUUGCAAUUCCCGAACUGGAGUCUGCAAUUAAGAAGAGGAGACUUGAAGAUAGCAAGCUGCUAGGUGACCUGUGGCAGAGGCUGUCCCAUUCCAGGAAGAAGCUACUGGAGAUUUUUCACAUCCUCAUGAACCAGAUCUGCCUCCUCCCUGUCCUGGAAAACAGCUGUGACAACAUUCAGGGCUUCAUCGAAGAGUUCCUUCAGAUCUUCAGCUCCUUGCUGCAGGAGAAGAGGUUCCUCCGGGACUAUGACACACUCUUUCCUGUGGCCGAUGAUGUCAGCUUGCUACAGCAGGCCUCAGCAGUCUUGGACGAGACUCGGACUGCCUACAUCCUCCAGGCAGUCGAGAGUGCCUGGGAAGGGGUGGACCGUCGGAAAGCCACAGAUGCUAAAGACCCACCAGUGGCUGAGGACCCCAGUGGAGUCACUGUGAUGGUGGAACCAGUCAGUGGACCGUCCUCACAUCUGGAAAACUCAGAAGAGGAAUGCAUGGGGGCGGCUGCUCCCUUGGGCCCCACUGUGUCUGGCGUGGAGCUGGACUCGCUCAUCUCCCAAGUGAAGGACCUGCUGCCAGAUCUCGGUGAGGGCUUCAUCCUGGCCUGCCUGGAGCACUACAGCUACAGCCCGGAGCAGGUGAUCAACAACAUCCUGGAGGAGCGGCUGGCCCCCGCCCUCAGCCAGCUGGACCGCAGCCUAGACAGACAGGUGAAGCCAGACCCGACACCCCUGCUCACAUCUCGUCACAACAUCUUCCAGAAUGACGAGUUUGAUGUGUUCAGCAGAGAUACAGUGGACCUGAGCCGGGUGCACAAAGGCAGGAGGAAGGAGGAGAACGCGCGGAGCCUGCUGAAUGACAAGCGGGAGGUGGUGGCGCAGCGGCAGCGCUACGAGCAGUACAGUGUGGUGGUGGAGGAGGUGCCGCUGCAGCCAGGUGAAGGCGAGCCCUAUCGCGGGGACGACUAUGAGGAUGAGUACGAUGACACGUAUGAUGGCAACCAGGUGGGCGCCAACGAUGCCGACUCGGAUGAUGAGCUCAUCAGCCGCAGGCCCUUCACCAUCCCUCAGGUGCUGAGAACCAAAGUGCCCGGAGAAGGGCAGGAAGAGGACGAAGAGGAGGAGGAGGAGGAGGCUGAGGACGAGGCUCCCAAGCCUGACCAUUUUGUGCAGGACCCGGCGGUGCUACGGGAGAAAGCAGAAGCCAGGCGCAUGGCCUUCCUCGCCAGGAAGGGGUACCGGCAUGACAGCUCGACGGCAGUGGCCGGCAGUCCCCGGGGCCACGGGCAGAGCCGUGAGACAACCCAGGAACGCAGGAAGAAGGAAGCCAACAAGGCGACACGAGCCAACCACAACCGGAGAACCAUGGCUGACCGCAAAAGAAGCAAAGGCAUGAUUCCAUCCUGAGACCGCCAUGGCAGGGCCAGCGGGGGGCAGCAGCACCAGACCUGCUGGGCUGAGUUACCGUAGCCUUGGGUCUCCUCACCAGUUGGCCUCCUGCCAGGGCCCCAAGUUCAACUCCACCCCCUCAACAGCCUCAGCUUUGCAGCCCCUGAGAAGGCCGCCUCGUCGUCCACCAGCCAGCCGUGAGCACCUUCUUGCAGAACACACAGUGCCUUAUCUCACAGCGGAAGAACCCCUGGGGCCAGUGAGCAGGCAGAAGGGAUGGGGACAGAGCCCCAAGGCAAGCCCCACAAACCUCAUGCAGCAAGACACCACUUCUCUUUUACCCUGGAUGGCAGGAAACCUGUAAAUUUAAAAAACAAAAACAAAAAAGGCCUGCAAAUAAAGUUUUUGCCCCUUUCAA